This is a messenger RNA of Spinacia oleracea (spinach), 2019 nucleotides long. Its product is annotated as protein GRAVITROPIC IN THE LIGHT 1. NCBI's taxonomy places the organism in Eukaryota, Viridiplantae, Streptophyta, Magnoliopsida, Caryophyllales, Amaranthaceae. The transcript is spliced from 3 exons. The record is from RefSeq and is a predicted model, not a curated record. Bases 379 to 1647 code for a protein of 422 amino acids. Gene Ontology annotation, biological process: negative gravitropism; response to red or far red light.
CUUUGACUCUUUGACUCUUUCGUUUACCAGUUCCUCUUCAAGUCUUCAUCUUCCUUGGACAUAAUUGAUUAUUGUAAAAAUGGAAGAAUGAGGCAGGGAGAGGCUUUCACCUUUGCAGCACAAGACAAGGAGGUUCAUUUCACCUUUGCCAGUGACAUCGGCGCCUCUUCUACUUCUCUCUCCUCCCUGGCGAUCUCUCCAUUUUUUUUAAGGUUGCAAGUAGAUCAGCUUGAGAAAUGUGAAUUAUUUAGCUUUGAAGUGGGAUUUUGAUCAGAAUUUUGAAGGAAAAUCAUCACUAAUUUAUUUGCUGAUAACCCUAGCAGUUAUUACACUGGGGAAAGUGGUGCUUGUUUGACCUCCUUUCCUUUUGAAGUAGCUAUGCUACCCACUGAAGUAAAGGAAAGUCAACUCCGUGAGAGCAACAGCCAGAAAGUCCACCCUCAACCAAUGGAGGAGGCCAUGAAUCAAAACGUUGAAGCUAUAGAUGCCCUAAUAUCAAGGAUCUUUAAUAAUAUUUCUUCGUUGAAGACUGCUUAUAUCCAGCUCCAAUCUGCUCACACUCCCUAUGACCCUGAUAAAAUUCAAGUUGCUGAUAAACAAGUCAUUGCAGAGCUGAAGAAUCUAUCAGAACUGAAGCACUUUUACCGGGAAAAUAAUCCCAAACCUAUGUGUGUAUCUCCUCAAGAUUCUAGGUUAGCUGCAGAGAUUCAAGAACAGCAAAGUUUAUUGAAGACAUAUGAAGUCAUGGUAAAAAAGUUUCAGUCAGAAAUUCAGAAUAAAGAUUCUGAAAUAAAUCAGUUGCAGCAUCUAAUAGAAGAGGCAACUCAAAAGCGAGAAAAACUCGAAAAGAAUCUUAAGCUUAGGGGCUUGUCCACAAGAGAUUCAGAAGCUUCUGGAGAGCAAAAUGGAUUCUUCCCUUUGGAUUUGACUCCUGAUCUGUUUAUCUCAACUGUAGAAUCUGUAUACAAAGCUAUCCAUGACUUCUCAAAGCCGCUGAUCAACAUGAUGAAAGCAGCUGGUUGGGACCUUGAUGCUGCAGCUCAGUCGAUUGAACCAAGUGUUGUUUAUGCAAAGAGAGCGCACAAGAAAUAUGCAUUUGAAUCGUGCAUAUGCCAAAGAAUGUUCUUGGGAUUUCAACAGGAAAGCUUCACAGAGAAACCUGAAGAUGUUUCAGUGAACAGAGACAGUUUCUUUCACCAGUACCUUGCUUUGAGAGAAAUGGACCCGUUGGAUGCUCUAGGUCAGAACCCAGAUUCCAUAUUUGGUAAAUUUUGCAAGAGCAAGUAUCUGAUAUUGGUCCACCCCAAAAUGGAGGCCUCCUUCUUUGGCAAUUUGGAUCAGCGUAACUAUGUGAUGGGCGGUGGGCAUCCUCGCACACCAUUCUACCAGGCCUUCUUAAAACUGGCUAAAUCAAUCUGGCUAUUGCAUAGACUAGCACAUUCUUUUGAUCCGAGUGUCAAGGUAUUUCAAGUGAACAAGGGAACAGAGUUCUCAGAGGUUUACAUGGAAAGUGUGGUGAAAAACCUGGUAGUUGAUGAAAGGGAGCAGAAACCAAAGGCUGGUUUGAUGGUUAUGCCUGGCUUUUGGAUUGGUGGCACAGUAAUUCAAAGCCGAGUUUACUUGACAGACAUGAAAGUGGCUGAGUGAGUCUUCUCUUUGAUGGCUUGAUUCACAAUCCUAUUUUGCUAUCCAGUAUGUAAUUUAAUGUUGUUAGUUUCAUUUAUGUUUAAGUGUGCAAGUCCAAUGUGUAGUUUAAGUGUAUGCUAAUGUGCUAAUUGUCUGGAGGACUCAAAACCCUCAAGGCCUGGCGCUUUAGUGUCCCAGAUAUGUUGAAAUCAACAUCUUCAAUUCGUGCUUUCCCAAUUCAGGUGCAACAUUUGUGCACCUGGUGGCUGUUGAUCCUCGAACUAUAGCAUAUUAUUAUCGGCGUAUAACUUUUCUUUGUGUUUUUGUUAGCAUUUGACUUGUGUAAGAAUGAUUCUGUACACGGUAUGACAAAGUUUGAUCCUCCCCUCUGCA